Molecule: messenger RNA, 669 nt
Organism: Acanthosepion pharaonis
Lineage: Eukaryota; Metazoa; Mollusca; Cephalopoda; Sepiida; Sepiidae
Source: the annotation of a GenBank genome assembly
AUGCCUCGUAUGGCUAGUGUUACAGAACCUACAACAAAGACUUUAACCUCUCAAGCUCAGCAUCAACGUAGACUUGUGGUGCUCGUUGACAUGGACAUGGUUUUGUGCGACUUUGAAUCCUAUUUUUUGGAAAAAUAUCGCGAAAAAUAUCCUGAUGAACCAUUUAUUCCGUUAGAAGAACGAUCGCAAUUUUAUAUUCGAGAACAGUACGCCACGAUCCGCCAAGAUCUGUCGUUGAAAUGCCGAGAAAUCUAUUGUGCUGAAGGAUUUUUUGUCAACAUUCCGGAAAUUCCUGGUGCCGUUGCAGCAGUCAAAGAAAUGAACCAGAUAGAAAAUGUUGAAGUUUUUAUAUGUACCAGUCCACUAAUAGGCAAUUAUCGAUACUGUGUAAAGGAAAAGUAUGAAUGGAUAGAAAAACAUAUGGGUAAUGACUGGGCUGGCAAAAUUAUUUUAACUCCAGAUAAAACUUUGAUUAAUGGACAUCUGCUUAUUGAUGACAGACCUAAUAUUAAAGGAAUGAUCAAAAAACCUACAUGGGAACAUGUAUUGUUUACUGCCUGCCAUAACAAGAAUAUAGUUUUAUCAACAAAAAAGAAACGUCUGGACUCCUGGGUUAAUGAACAAUGGAAACCAUUAAUAGAAGAAUUUAAGAAAAAAUUAGAGAUUUAA